AUGGGUGACGAGGACAGCCUGAACAAACCAAGCGAAAAUGUUAGCCAAAUGUCGACUGCUUCGGCGACUUCAGUAACUUCCACGGAAGGAGAAAAGGACGUGGAAAUGCUGAAGGACGUGACCAAGACGUUCGCAUCUCUUCGCAGGAAGUCGAGAGUCGGAAAUAUGUCCACGAUGACGCAAGUUGAAAACUUCAGAGAGAGAAUGGCUAAAGCAAAAGAAGAUAGGACUGCAAGAGUGAUGGGUUUGCAGUUGUGGCAUAGACAUAUCUGCGAUAUGGUAGGAAUAUUCUUGCACAUAGAUUCCAAUGAAGUGGUAGAUGGAGUAGCAGAUGAUCCAAACUUUGUUAAAUCACUGGACAAUUUCCUGAUCGAAAACGGCACGCAAUCAGUCAUAUUUUUCUAUCAAGACGAAGAAGCACCUUCCAUUGAUACUGGUCGAUAUUCACCGCAACUUCCUAAAGAUACAUUGAUGAAAAGAGUUACAGUUGGAAAUGCAUCGUCGAAUACAUUCAAAGAUCGAGCCGUGGUCGCCUACAGAAUCUUAAAAGAAAAGGCUAUUGAUAUGAGAAAUAUAAAUGAUGAAGUGUUUUUCUGCACUUUGAAUGUCAAAGAUCAUAAUGGAAAUGUAGUGUCGAUGGUGUACGAUGUAAUAGAUAAGAUUAUUAAACCGAAUUUGUUGAUGGCCAAAGAUUGGGGCGAUUUGCCGAAGACGGAAGCCGGGUUGCAAAUAAAGAAGGAUUUCCUUGGAGAUUUUGAGCACUACUGCAACUUUCUCGAUACAACCAGAAUUGAUCUUGAUGGAAUCGUCAAAUUUACUUACAACUACGAUUUCUACAAAUCGACUUUCUCGUCAUCCGUGAUGAUCAAAUCGGCCGUCGAGAAAAUAGAGGUUGUCCAUCAAGUUGAAGCUACAGUUCGAUCAUGGGCUAAGAUCAUGGAAAGGGUGUUGACUCAAUUCCAACAGUUGAGACGAGAGGAUGAGUUUGUUGGACCUUUGGUGGAAAUCGAAUAUUGGAGAAGGCAGUUGGCCAGGUUCACGAGUAUAGUUGAUUUCAUCAAGUCCGAUGUGUGCAUGAUGCAUUUGAUGCUCUUGAACCAAGCAAAAUCGAAAUUUUUAAAGUUCUGGCAAAUUCAAGAUAACGCAGUGACUGAUGCAAGGAACGAAUGCCAGGAUAAUGUUAAAUACUUGUAUGCUUUGGAAAGAUAUUGGGAGCCUCUGUACAGGUGUGAUCCUUCUCAGAUACCUGAUCAUCUUCCGGCCCUUUUAUACUCGAUUCGCAUGGUCUUCACCACUUCUCGUUACUACAAUAAUACAGCUAGUGUAACUGCGAUCUUGGUGAAAGUCUCUAACCAAAUGAUCUCGAGCUGUCGUAAGUUCCUCAAUUGUGACGGAGCGAAAACUGUUUGGAAUCAGCCUCGAAAUGAAGUCAUGGACAAGUUUAAGGUGUGUCUUGAUCUGUACUUGAAAUAUUACCAAUGCUUUAAACAUAUCUUAGCUAAAAUGGAAGAAAUGGGAGAACCUCCAUUCGAUUGCUCUGAAAUGUACGUUUUUGGUAAAUUUGAAACUUUCAAGAAACGCAUCGAAAAGAUAAUUGAUGUGUUUGAGACUACAACUAAGUAUUCGGUUUUGCAAUCAAGCACAAUUGAAGGCAUCAACGAUUUCGCCACAAAGUUCAUCAAGUUUUACAUGACCAUUUCCGUUAAGAAAUAUGAUGCUUUGAACCAUCGAUUGGCUACGUUCAACACGGAUUAUACCGAAUUCAAGCAGAACGUCGUGGAUACUGAAUACGAACUGGAGGAAUACGUUGGAACUUGCUUGGAAAAUAUGACCGAUGUCGAUAACAUCUUGAGACUCCUGAAGCGAUUUGAAAAGCUAAACUUGGAUUGUCUUCAUUUGGAUGAGCGCUAUUUAGAGGCAUUGGAGAUAUAUCAAACGGAAAUUGAGGAACUUAGGGACAAGUACAAUGAAGAUCGACAGACGCCUCCGAUUCCCAAAAAUAUGCCGCCCAUAAGUGGAAGAAUCAUAUGGAUCAGACAAUUUUAUAAGCGUAUCGAGGAACCAAUGGAUGUUUUCAAGGAAAAACGAAGAGUAAUGCGACAUAGGAAAGCCCAAAAAUGCAUCCAACUAUACAACGCUUUAGCUACAGUUUUCGUUCAUUACGAGCAAAUCUACCAUAACUCCUGGUUCGAAAAUCUACAUCAAGUUCGUGGUGGAUUGAGCGCACCAAUCCUGAUGAAACAUCCGAAAACCAAAAGGUUCAUCGUUAAUUUUGAUCCUUAUAUUAUAGAAGCUAUCAGAGAAUCUGAGUACAUGUAUAAACUAGAAUUAGAGGUUCCCGAUUCCGGCCAAAUUAUCGUCUUCUGUCGUGACAAGAUCUUAAAGUCUUACGAGAUGAUGACGGCCUUAAUUAAGCGUCACGAUUUCAUUAGAUUGACCAUCCCGAAACUGUUCUUUCCGCUCCUUAAGUUGAUCCUCAUCAAAAUGGAAAACAUUUUCAUGCCAGGUUUUUCCUCGAUCACGUGGACUUCGAUGAAAAUCCCGCAAUUCUGCAAAGAAGUCGGCGAGUUCUUGGAUUACAUAGAAGUUUUCGUGAAAGAAGCGUCGGAUAUCAAGGAAGCUAGAAUUGAUGAAGUUGUUGAUGGAAUAGCACAAUUGAUACUUGUUCAUUUACCUGCAGAUCCUGUACCUCCAGAUGAGUUUCUUCGAUUGAAUCAAGCACAUCGUGCAGAAAUAGUUAAGGAAAUCGAAUUGAAAUCUUCGACUGCGGAAAAGGCCGUUGUAGAUUUGAUUAACAAGUUCAUGGCUUCAAUAACUGAGCCCGAUCUGCAAAAAGGCAAAUUCGAUUGGCUCGACCCAGACAGAGUACUUAGACCGGUUGGAUCUUCCUCUAAACUGGUGAUGUCCGAUGAAGACGCGGCUUUCAAAGAGAUUGAUAGGAACCAAAAUUUUGAUAUCGGCCUAAUACACAACGACUGCAUAGAAAUGUUCGCCUACUUCAAUAUGAGUAUGACCGAUGCACUUGUAAAGUGCACCAAAACAUCAUUGGAUCAAAUUAAAAAGAGAGCUGCAUCAACAAGUUUGGAAGAUAUGUUGGCCAAUAAUCCUAUAAUGAAGACUAACAUGGAGCUACAUAUACCGACAAAUAUGAUCAAUCCUGAAUUGGACGAGAUUCAGAAUUUCUUCACUUUGGUGCUGAACAACAUCAUCGACACGCACACGGAGAUAAUUCAAUGGGGCCAAAGGUACGCCCAUAAGAAAAAAACUUUCAAUAUAGUCGAAGGCGAUAAGAACCAUACGAGCUCAGGUUACAGUAAUUACUAUCAAACCGUUUCUGAACACAAGGAAAUUGUUCGUUUAUUUAUGGGACUUCAAGGUGCAAUGUAUCUCUUAAAACCAGACGUUUUAAAGUUGCUGGAGAGUUACCUAGCUUAUGCCUAUCUUUGGGCUGAAGACCGUGAAGACCAAAUCAAUGAGUUUUGCGAAAUGAAGCCCUUGGUGGUUGAAAUCGCGGAAAAGUUUAAAUCCUACGACGAAAGAGGAAACAAAAUAAACGCAUUGCCAGAAUUUCACAACAUCGGAGCUGUGCAAGUGUGCAUGGAGAACUACAAGCUCGGUCUAUUGGUAGAAUCGAAUGCGUGGAAGCACAAUUUGGGAAAGAAUUUAGCCAUUAGGUAUAAAGAAAAGCUCAUGGAAAUGGUCGAUUUCAUCAAGGCCCAAGAGAAAAUCUUAGCAAAACCCAUAAAGGACUUGGAUGAUUGCCGCUUGGCGAUGAGUUGUCUGGAACGUAUCAGAGAAAAUUUUAUCGAUAUGGACAUGGAUUUGGUGACGAUGGAAGAAGCAUACGCAACAUUCAUACGUUUCAAGAUCGACAUUUCUAAAGAAGAGGUAGAACGCGUCGACACUUUGCGCUUCAAUUUCACCAAUAUGCUUAACAACGCUAAAAAUGUUCAAGAGCAAAUCAACAAUGUGCAAGGACCAUUGCAAGAUGAGCUCACCGAAGGAGUCAAGGAUUUCGUCCAGGAGGUAAUAGAUUUUGAUAUAGAUUACGAAGCAAACGGACCGAUGAUUCCGGGCUUAAGUGCAAGAGAGGCCAGCGACAAAGUGCUCUUGUUUCAAGCACAAUUCGAAGAGCUGUGGCGCAAAUUUGAAAUGUACAGCAGCGGUGAAAGGUUGUUUGGCCUCGAGGUUCACGACUAUCCAAUUCUGCACCAGAAGAAAAAAGAAUUCAAUUUGCUCAACAAACUGUACGGACUAUAUCUUACAGUUAAUAACAGUAUAGAUGGUUACUUCGACAUUCUCUGGGCGGACGUUGAUACUGAAGUCAUCAUGACUGAGUUGCAAGAUUUUCAAAAUAGGUGUCGCAAGUUACCAAAAGGUAUGAAGGAUUGGCCUGCGUUCUUAGAGCUGAAGAAGAAAAUUGACGAUUUCAACGAAACCUGUCCGUUAUUGGAGAUGAUGGCCAACAAGGCUAUGAAAGACAGACAUUGGAAGAGAAUAGCGACUGUUACCAAGUACAACUUCGAUAUUGACUCUCCAACGUUUACUCUGAGAAACGUCAUGGAAGCGCCAUUGCUUAAUUUUAAAGACGAUGUUGAGGAUAUUUGCAUCAGUGCUGUAAAAGAGAAGGACAUUGAAGCAAAGUUGAAGCAAGUUAUUGCAGAUUGGGCUAUAGUAGAUUUAUCCUUUGCCAAUUUCAAAACGCGUGGUGAGCUAUUGCUGAAAGGUGCAGAAGCUGGUGAUAUUAUAGCCUUGUUGGAAGAUAGCUUAAUGAUUAUGAACUCGCUGUUAAGUAACAGGUAUAAUGCUCCAUUCAAAAAGGACAUACAAAUUUGGGUAAGCAAGUUGGUUAACACAUCGGAGAUUCUGGAGAAAUGGUUGAUUGUGCAGAACCUUUGGAUAUAUUUGGAGGCUGUUUUCGUUGGAGGUGACAUAGCAAGACAACUUCCAGCUGAAGCUAAGAGAUUCAGCGGUAUUGAUAAAUCUUGGGUAAAAAUAAUGACCAGGGCACGAGAAAUCCAAAACGCAGUUGAAUGCUGUACCUUCGAUGAUACCAUGAUGCAAAUACUACCAUAUCUAUUGGAGCAAUUAGAAACUUGCCAGAAAAGUUUAUCAGGAUAUCUUGAAUCCAAACGCUUGUGCUUCCCAAGGUUCUUCUUCAUCUCGGAUCCAGUGCUUUUGGAAAUCUUGGGCCAAAGCUCAGAUCCACAAUCAAUUCAACCGCACCUCCUCAGUUUAUUUGAUGCCGUUGCCAAAGUUAAAUUUGAUAAGAAAAAGUCUGAUAUGAUUUUGGGAAUGAGCUCGAACUUGGAUGAACGCGUUUCUUUUGAAAAACCUGUAGUAUGCACGGGAGGCGUUGAGAUUUGGUUGAACAGUCUCUUGUCUACCGUAAAAGACACUGUUAAGAAUGUUAUAGCUAUGCAGUCGCAAUGCUUCAAAGAUCCCGAAUACGAUUUCAUCAAAGGUUUCGUAUUAACGUGCGGACAGGCCGGAUUGGUUGGUGUUCAAGUAUUAUGGACAAAGGAAUCGGAGUUCGCAAUUAAAAGGGCGAAGGUGGACAAGGUGAUCAUGAAAAACACUAACAAGAGAUUUCUGGACUUGCUCAAUUCACUUAUCGAUUUGACCUCGAAAGAUUUGACGGUACUGGAACGCACCAGGUUCGAAACGAUGGUCACGAUCCACGUGCACCAGAGGGACAUUUUUGAUGAUAUUGUCAAGCUCAAAGUUCGUUCGUUGUUGGAUUUUGAGUGGCAGAAGCAAGCCAGGUUCUAUUACAAUGAAGAAAACGACGACGUGUUAGUCAGGAUUACUGAUGUGAUUUUCCUUUACCAAAAUGAAUACCUUGGUGUUACUGAACGUCUCGCAAUCACUCCGCUCACUGACAGAUGUUACAUUACUCUUGCUCAGGCUAUAUGGAUGAAUAUGGGUGGAGCUCCAGCUGGUCCAGCGGGCACUGGCAAAACUGAAACAGUAAAAGAUAUGGGUCGGACAUUGGGAAAGUUGGUCGUUGUCUUCAAUUGCUCAGAUCAAAUGGAUUUUCGCGGUUUAGGUCGUAUUUUCAAAGGUUUGGCACAAUCCGGAACUUGGGGUUGCUUCGAUGAGUUUAACAGAAUUGAACUUCCCGUGCUUUCCGUAGCGGCGCAACAAAUUUACAUAGUACUUCAAGCGAGAAAGGAAAGAAAACCUAUGUUCAUUUUUACAGAUGGUGAUAACGUGGCGAUGAACAUUGAAUUCGGUAUAUUCUUAACGAUGAAUCCUGGUUAUGCGGGGCGUCAGGAGCUUCCUGAGAAUUUGAAGAUUAUGUUCCGAUCCGUAGCCAUGAUGGUACCAGAUCGUCAAAUCAUAAUCCGCGUAAAACUUGCUUCCUGUGGUUUCAAAGAGAACGUGGUCCUUUGCAGGAAGUUCUUUACAUUAUACAAAUUGUGCGAAGAGCAACUAUCGAAACAAGUCCAUUACGAUUUUGGCCUGAGAAACAUUUUAUCAGUGUUGAGGACUCUGGGAGCACAAAGACGUACACAUCCAACGGACACUGAGGAAACCAUCGUAAUGCGAGUGCUUCGAGACAUGAAUCUGAGCAAGUUAGUCGAUGAAGAUGAGCCACUAUUCCUUUCGCUGAUUGAAGAUAUGUUCCCUGGUAUUAAACUGUCUGCACAUUCGUGGAAAGAUCUUCAAAAGGCUAUUAACAAUCAAUGCGAGGAAAUGGGUCUAAUCAACUAUCCCAGUUGGAAUUUGAAAAUUUUACAGCUAUACGAAACUUCGUUGGUGAGGCACGGAUUGAUGGUAAUGGGACCCACUGGAGCAGGAAAAACUCAAUGCAUGCAUUGUUUAAUGCGAUCCCAAACGGAAAAUGGUUUACCGCAUAAAGAAAUGAGGAUGAAUCCAAAGGCAAUAACAGCACCUCAAAUGUUUGGUAGAUUGGACGUAUCCACAAAUGAUUGGACGGAUGGUAUUUUCUCGACGCUUUGGAGAAGAACUUGGAAGGUGAAGAAGUCUGAUUUUGUUUGGCUUGUACUUGAUGGUCCCGUUGAUGCCGUUUGGAUUGAAAAUUUGAAUUCGGUUUUGGACGAUAAUAAGACUUUAACAUUGGCCAACGGAGAUCGUAUAGUUAUGGCUCCAAACUGCAAAUUGGUAUUCGAACCAGAUAAUGUAGACAACGCCAGUCCUGCAACCGUGUCUCGAAUGGGGAUGGUCUUCAUGAGCGCUUCAGUCCUUCCUUGGAUGCCCAUUCUUGAUUCGUGGCUUAAGACCAGAUCGUUCCAAGAGACCGAGAUCUUUAGGCAUUUAUUUCACAAGAUAUACAACGAUAUUCAGAACUUUCUCAUCAUGCGACUCAAACCGAAAAUUAUGAUCAGAGAGGCUCUCUAUAUAAGACAGUGCUACGAUGUUCUUGAAGGAAUUCUCGAUACGGAAAAUGAUAUCAAGACUGAUAGACAUUUAGAACAUCUCUUUUUAUUCUCAGUCAUGUGGUCUUUGGGCGCUGCUCUAGAAUUAGAUGAUCGCGUGAAAUGGGAAGAGUUUGUACUUACUCAUCCGUCUAGAAUGAAUUGGCCCAAGGUUCAAGAAAGAGAAACUAUUUUCGAAUACGUUGUGAGCGUUGAGGGGAAAUGGGAACAUUGGUCUGAACGUGUAGAACAAUUCCUAUAUCCGUCUGAUCACGUACUAGAAUACGCGAGCAUUUUGGUACCUAACGUGGAUAACGUGAGGACGGCCUUUUUAAUUGAAACUAUAGCCAAACAAAACAAAGCUGUAUUAUUGAUAGGUGAACAGGGAACUGCUAAAACAGUGAUGAUCAAAGGAUUUACAGCCGGUUUCGACCCGGAAUUUAAAUUAUGCAAGAUGUUUAAUUUCUCAUCGGCCACUACACCCAACAUGGUUCAGCGCAUCAUUGAAUCGUACGUGGAUAAACGUGUUGGAACAACGUAUGGUCCACCAACUGGUAAAACCUUGACGAUCUUCAUCGACGAUAUCAAUAUGCCAGUCAUUAAUGCGUGGGGAGAUCAAGUUACAAAUGAAAUUGUACGUCAACUUAUGGAAGGAGGAGGUUUCUACAGUCUUGAUAAACCUGGAGACUUCUCUGCAAUUAUGGACGUACUUUUCCUGGCCGCGAUGAUCCAUCCGGGUGGUGGUCGAAACGAUAUACCUCAUCGGCUAAAAAGACACUUCUGCAUCUUCAAUUGUACAUUGCCAAGCAAAAACUCCAUGGAUCAGAUUUUCAAUAAUAUUGGCGAAGGGUAUUUCUGCAUAGAACGUUUCAACGAAACUAUUGUGGAAUUCCUGCCGCGCUUAAUCCCAUUAACUAGAAAUGUCUGGCAACAAACUAAGACCAAAAUGUUGCCUACACCUGCUAAAUUCCACUACGUAUUCAAUCUGCGAGAUUUGUCUCGAAUUUGGCAAGGAAUACUAACUAUUGAAGGGGAAGAUUGUAAGAAUCUUGUAUCCCUGUUGAAGUUAUGGCAACACGAAUGUACUCGUGUUAUAGCCGAUCGAUUUACAAACGAACAGGACAGAGAAUGGUUCUUGAUGAAUAUGAAACGGCAAGCGUCUAUUGAACUUGAAGAUAUAUUUGAUAAGCAUUACAAUGAUGAUGAGUGUUACUUUGUGGACUUCUUGAAGGAGCCACCGGAGGCGACCGGCGAUGAACCUGAGGAUUUCAGUUUUGAACCACCAAAAAUCUACGAGGAGGUUCCCAGCUUCGACUUCCUGAAGGAAAAAUUGUUCUUCUAUGAGGGACAAUACAAUGAGACAGUUAGAGGUGGUCAAAUGGAUAUGGUAUUCUUCCAUGAUGCGAUGGUGCAUUUGAUGAUUAUUUCUCGAAUUGUAAGGACGCCGAGAGGCAAUGCUCUACUAGUAGGCGUGGGAGGUUCCGGAAAACAGAGUUUAACAAGACUUGCUUCUUUCAUCGCCGGUUACAAGAACUAUCAAAUCCAAUUGACCAGAUCUUAUAACGUCAAUAACCUUAUGGAUGAUAUGAAAUAUUUAUACCGAGUCGCGGGUUUCGAAGGACAGGGAAUAGCGUUCAUAUUUACCGACAACGAAAUCAAGGACGAAAACUUUUUGGAAUCCAUCAACAAUGUGCUCAGCUCCGGAGAGAUAGCCAAUUUAUUUGCAAAGGAUGAAUUGGAUGAGAUUCAAACAGAUCUAAUACCAGUGAUGAAAAAGGUCCAUCCGAAGAGACCCCCUAGCAAUGACAAUCUUUAUGAUUUCUUUAUCAACAGGGCAAGAAACAAUCUUCACGUAGUUCUAUGCUUUUCACCGGUGGGCGAGAAAUUUAGAACACGUGCCAUGAAAUUCCCGGGUCUCAUAUCCGGUUGCACCAUGGACUGGUUCUCUAAAUGGCCUAUGGACGCACUAAUUGAAGUAUCGCAGCACUUCCUGAAGGAUUUUGAAAUUAUAUGCACAUCGGAAACCAAGCAAGAACUGAUUUACAUGACUGCAGAAAUACAGGACGGUGUUGCGGAGACCUGCACCAACUAUUACGAUAGAUUCAGAAGGCAAACAUACGUUACGCCGAAAACUUUCCUGAGCUUUUUAAGCAAUUACAAGGUCCUAUACGAAGAGAAACUGGAAGCUAUAAAUGUUCUAGCUAUGAGAAUGAAAACUGGACUGACAAAAUUGAUAGAGGCUGCUAGUAGUGUCAAUAUACUGAAGCAGGAGUUAGUAGUUAAGAACAAAGAAAUUGCCAAAGCGGGAGCAGAAGCAUCAGUCGUGCUAGUUGCUGUCCAGGAAUCACAGAAGAUUGCGAAAAAGUUGAGCGACGAUGCUGAAAUAUUCACAGCUAAGGCAAAAGUUAUAGUAGAUGCUAUUGCUGUUGAUAAACAAGAUGCUUCUAAUAGACUGAAAGCUGCAGAACCGGCAUUGGAAGCAGCCGAACAAGCUCUAAAGACAAUCAAAGCUGCUGAUAUAGCUACAGUCAGAAAAUUGGGCAAACCGCCGUUUCUCAUUAUGGUCAUUAUGGAUGCUGUACUAUUAUAUUUUAAAAGAAGACUGGAACCAACACAAUAUGAUGCUGAGAAAAAAUUCCUUGUCACUUCUUGGAGCGAGUCACUAAAAGUAAUGGCGGAUACGAAAUUUCUUAGUAAACUGCAAGAUUAUCCGAAGGACACGAUAAAUUCAGAAAUGCUGGACCUCCUCGUACCUUACUUUGAUUUUCCUCAGUAUACUUAUGAAGCAGCAAAAACAGCUUGCGGUAACGUUGCUGGUCUUAUUUCUUGGACCGUAGCGAUGGCCUCGUUUUACGAAGUCAACAAAGAGGUAUUGCCGCUGAAAGCCAAUUUAGCACGACAACAAGUGAAGUUAGACAAGGCUCAAUCUGAACUGGAUUAUGCGUUGAAAACUUUGGAGGAAACUGUAGCCGAAGGUCUGGCAAUUAAAAUGAGAUACGAUAAGGCGCUGAGCUUCAAGAAAGAAGUGGAGGAUGACUAUAGCAAGUGCAGGGCGAAAAUGGAUGCAGCAACUGCUUUGAUCGAAGGUUUAAGUGGUGAAAAAGUAAGAUGGACAGAACAAUCUGCUCAGUUUAAAGCAGAAACGGAACGUCUCGUUGGUGAUGUGAUUGUCCUGACGGCAUUUUUAAACUAUACAGGACCAUUCAAUCAGGAGUUUCGCGUAAACAUGCAAACCGAAUGGGCUGAUCGACUGCUCGAAAAAAAAAUUCCAUUAUCUUCAAAUAUCAGCGUUACGGAUAGUUUGACGGACACCGCAACCGUUGGUGAAUGGAAUUUGCAAGGAUUGCCUACCGAUGAACUAUCAAUUCAGAAUGGUAUAAUCGUUACGAAAGCUUCCAGGUAUCCACUUCUGAUAGAUCCACAAAGUCAAGGGAAGGCGUGGAUACGAAAUAAAGAAAAGGACAACAGUUUAAUUGUAACAGCGCUGUCACAUAAAUACUUUAGGAAUCACAUCGAGGAUGCCAUCUCGUUGGGAAUGCCGAUGCUUAUUGAAGACGUUGGCGAAGAAUUGGAUCCGGUGUUGGAUAACGUGCUGGAGAAGAAUCAUAUCAAAAUUGGUACCACUUAUAAAGUAAAAGUAGGGGACAAAGAAGUGGAUUACAUGAAGGAUUUCCGCAUGUACAUCACAACAAAAUUGGCAAAUCCUUCUUAUACUCCGGAAAUCUUUGCAAGAACAUCAGUUAUCGAUUUUACCGUUACCAUGAAGGGUUUGGAGGAUCAGCUCUUGGGACGCGUAAUCUUGAGUGAAAAGAGGGAGCUGGAAUCGGAGAGGACAAACUUGAUUAAAGAUGUAACUGCAAACAAGAGGAAGAUUUUAGAGUUGGAACAGAAUCUGCUGUACAAAUUGACGACGACCCAAGGAUCACUCGUAGAUGAUGAGUCUGUUAUCGGUGUCCUGAACGUAACCAAAUCCACUGCCACCGAAGUUAGAGAAAAAAUCGAUAUUGCGAGAGACACAGAAAUCAAGAUCAACGCAGCUCGUGAAGAAUUUCGACCGAUUGCAACACGCGGUAGCGUCUUGUAUUUUUUAAUCACAUCAAUGGCAAUGGUGAAUUGCAUGUACCAGACAUCUCUCGUUCAAUUUUUAGAGAGAUUCGACUUAUCCAUGUUAAAAUCCGAGAAGAGUCCCAUACAAUCUAAGAGAAUUAAUUUCAUAAUUGAUUAUUUGACAUACGAGAUUUUUAAGUAUAAAUCUCGUGGUCUAUACGAGGUUGACAAAUACAUGUUCGUUCUUAUGAUGUGUUUGAGGAUCGAUUUGCAGAGGAACCACAUAACUCACGAGGAAUUUCAGAAUUUCAUCAAGGGUGGAGCAGCUCUAGAUUUGAACUCUUGUCCACCGAAACCAUCCAAAUGGAUCACGGAUCUGGCCUGGCUAAAUCUGGUGGAAUUAUCGAAUCUUCGACAUUUCCAAUACAUAGUCACUCAGAUCACCAAUAACGAGAAAGUUUGGAAGGUGUGGUUCGAUAAGGAUGCUCCCGAAGAAGCAUCUAUACCUGAUGGUUAUAAUGCUCUCGACACCUUCCGAAGACUAUUGCUCAUCAGAUCAAUGUGUCCGGAUAGAACUUUAACUCAGAGCAGAAAAUAUAUUGGUGCCUCGAUGGGGCAGAGAUUUGCAGAACCGGUAAUUCUUAAUAUGGAGACCAUGUUGUCGGAGUCAAGACCAUUGACUCCAAUGAUUUGCUUCUUGAGCACCGGAUCCGAUCCAACUCCUUAUAUUGAGCAACUUGCUAAAAGAGUUGAGAAUAAAGUCAAAUCAAUGUCCAUGGGCCAAGGACAAGAAGUGCACGCUAGAAAACUACUGCUAAACGCUAUGACCGAUGGAUUUUGGGCUCUAUUGCAAAAUUGCCAUUUGGGUCUCGAUUAUAUGGAAGAGGUAUUGUUGCAACUGCUCGAAUUGGAACGUAAUCAAGGCGAAGGGAUGCAUGCUAAUUUUAGAUUAUGGAUAACCACGGAAGUUCAUCCUAGUUUUCCCAUAGGUUUACUGCAGUUGUGUAUCAAAUUUACCAAUGAACCACCAUCAGGUAUUAGGGCUGGUGUAUUAAGGACAUACACUUCGAUGAAUCAAGACAUGUUGGAUUAUUCAGAUCAACCUCAGUACAUUCCAUUGGUAUACGCAAUAUCCUAUUUACAUACCAUAGUUCAAGAGCGGCGUAAAUUCGGACCUCUUGGUUGGAAUAUACCAUACGAAUUUAAUUCAGCAGAUCACUUGGCCAGCUGUAUGUUCGUACAAAAUCAUCUUGAAGAUCUAGAUCCCAAACGUGGUCUCAGUUGGAGCACAAUCAGAUACAUGUUGGGCGAAGUUCAGUAUGGCGGUAGAGUCACAGAUGAUUACGAUAAGAGGUUGUUGAACACAUUCGCGAAGGUCUGGUUCAGCGAGAAAAUGUUUGCUGAUGACUUCAAUUUUUACAAAGGCUACAAAAUAUUAAAAUUCAAGCAAGUUACUGAAUACAUGGAAGCAAUAGCUUUGUUCGCCACUAUAGAUCCUCCGCAGGCUUACGGUUUACAUCCCAACGCUGAUAUAACCUAUCAAACGAAUAGUACUUCAACUAUGCUGUAUACAAUACUUUCAAUCCAACCAAAGGAAUCUGGUGGGGGUGGUGGUGAAACUCGAGAAGGAAAUGUGGCGCGCCAAGCACAAGAAAUGUUAUCUAAGAUGCCGCUAGAUUACGAUCCAUUUGAAACUAAAGAAAGAUUAAAAGCUAUGGGUUUGCUCAAUUCGUUGAAUAUUUUCCUGAGGCAAGAAAUUGACAGAAUGGUUAUUGUCAUUAAAUUGGUUAGGACCACUUUAAGAGAUCUUUUGCUUGCCAUAGAGGGAACUAUAAUUAUGAAUGAAGCUUUGAGGGAUGCCCUCGAUAAUAUCUACGAUGCUUUGGUGCCAACAAUUUGGAGGAAAGGGUCAUGGGCUUCGAGCAGCUUGGGUUUCUGGUAUACCGAAUUCAUUGAGCGCGAUUUGCAAUUCAAAACGUGGUGCUUCAGUGGACGACCUCCUUCAUUUUGGAUGACUGGAUUUUUCAAUCCGCAAGGGUUCCUGACUGCUAUGAGACAGGAGGUGGCCAGGGCCCACAAGGGUUGGGCAUUGGAUCAAGUGACUUUGCACAAUGAGGUCACGAAAAGCAUCAGGGAAGAGAUUAAAGUGCCUCCACCGGAAGGGGUGUUCGUGUACGGAUUGUUUUUGGACGGAGCUGGAUGGGAUCGAAGACAUUCCCGACUCACAGAGUCUAUAAAUAAGGUGCUUUACACCCUCAUCCCCGUGGUGCACAUCUAUGCAAUUUUCUCCACCGCCCCCAAAGAUCCCAAGUUAUAUACCUGUCCCGUCUACAAAAAAUCCAAUAGGACUGAUUUGAAUUAUAUAACGCCGUUGUGGCUAUGCUCGGCGAAACCGCCGGAGCACUGGAUUUUGAGAGGUGUUGCUUUAUUGUGUGACAUCAUGUAA
Nicrophorus vespilloides is the source of this 13875-nucleotide messenger RNA. It is a transcript of the gene kl-3, whose product is annotated as dynein heavy chain 8, axonemal. NCBI's taxonomy places the organism in Eukaryota, Metazoa, Arthropoda, Insecta, Coleoptera, Silphidae. Gene Ontology annotation, cellular component: dynein complex. The transcript is spliced from 48 exons. The record is from RefSeq and is a predicted model, not a curated record. Gene Ontology annotation, biological process: microtubule-based movement. Gene Ontology annotation, molecular function: dynein intermediate chain binding; ATP binding; ATP hydrolysis activity. Bases 1 to 13875 code for a protein of 4624 amino acids.